AUGUUGCUUCAACAAAUUCAUUCAGGAAAAUCCAAUGGACUUGUCCAAAGUUUUCAUACCGCAUACUGGGAAAAUUCCCGUUACAUUGUAUAUGGUACAGGUAAUAAACUUGUAAUCUAUAAUGGACUUUCCGAAUUGAUCCAAACAAUCGAUGCUUCCGAAUUUUUGGAAGAAUCACCGAAUCAAGAGAAAAUUUUCUCUACAGAGAUUUCAGAAUUUGAUGGAAAGGUUCUAAUUACUCUUGUGACAGACAAUUUAAUAUUUUAA
This is a messenger RNA of Funneliformis geosporum, 267 nucleotides long. NCBI's taxonomy places the organism in Eukaryota, Fungi, Glomeromycota, Glomeromycetes, Glomerales, Glomeraceae. The record is from the annotation of a GenBank genome assembly.